UAUUAAGGAGGUAAACAUACACGCAUCGCUUAAGAUUUCAUUUCACCACCAAUCGCUCAAAUCGCGGCUGUGUUUAUGCUCAAACUUCGAGUUUCAGCCGGUGGUCUUUUUGACGAAAAUGUACGCAUCUCUGUUUUUUUGUCAACUGGGGAUUUUUCUCUCGGUUGUGAACGCGUUCAGUGAGAAAUUGAGUGGAGAAUCGGUUCUGUACGGCAUCGCAUCUUUAACGGAAAAUUUCGAAAAAGAUGAAAUGACCACUUGUUCUGGUGAACUUAAUGUCCUCUACAGGGCUGUGGAGGAACGGCAUGUAUGGGCUUUGAAAGUUCUGGAUGCCAGUGGUCAACCGGAAACUGGGUUUCUUUACGGAAACAACCUGUGGCUGGGUGCUCGUACACAUUGCCUGGACAUACCCAACCAGAAACCCUUGGAGAUCAACCAUCAAAAAGUGGCACAUCCACCACCAACUGCCUUCGAUUAUCCUCCCUUCUCCCUCAAAUUCAUCAAAGCAUUCAUCAAACACAACAACACCCUCCAGUUCCACACACAAAUGCCCUUCGAUUUCACCAUCCAAGUAGGUUUAUGCGUGCCAAGAAGUUGUUCCAACAGAGAUCUGUUCCAUUUGUUCAGGGUCUAUUUGCAAGGACACUAUUUGAAUGUUCAGCAGCUGUAUAAUUUGAAUUUGAACGUCGAGAGGGUGAAGACUCUGGAAGAGGAUGCUGUAUUCAUCUUGUACUCGCCGAAAUUCGUCUUAUUGAUGGUAAUUUUUGGUAUGAUUUUGGUACCCACUGUUCUUGGAACGAUUUACGACAUGAAGCAACACUACAGAGACAAGAAAUACUUAUUGUCGUUUCAGCAGAACAUCGGAAAAAUUAAAGAGAAAACGGUUUCAGAGGUUGAGUUGGUGAAAGCUUCCCAGGAAUCUCUGGGCGGGAGUGAAUCGAGAACUUUGGAAAUUCUGAAAUGUUUCUCGUUGUAUUCGAACGUAAAGACAUUGUUGAGCGUUAGAUUGUCGCCCGGCUCUAUAACUUGCAUACAUGGCAUUCGAUUUUUCGGCAUGUUAUGGGUGUGCACCAUACAUUCUAUUUUCUUUCAAGCUGAUUACGUUAGAAAUGUGCCGUAUGCCUAUAGGAUUUCGGAGGAUUUCGCUUCGCAGGUUAUGAGCAAUUCCACAUACAGCGUGGAUACCUUCUUGUUCAUAAGCGGAUUCUUGUUGGCCUAUCUAUACUACAAAACGAAGAAAAUGGUAGAUGGACCUGUAAGUUAUUCAGGGAAAAUUUAUGAAUUUAUCAUGAUGUUUUUACAUCGAGUUGUCAGACUAAGCCCUCCCUAUAUCAUCGUAAUACUAAUAAGCGAUGUGCUCUAUACCUAUUUGAGAAGGACAUCAUCGCUGGAAAGCAGCGAACAGCCAGACAUUAUGUGUGCUAGAUACUGGUGGAGAAAUCUUUUAUAUAUCAAUAACUUAUUUCCAAGGAACGAAAUGUGCCUUAGCUGGUCAUGGUACUUAUCAUUGGACACGCAGGCUUUUGUAAUCACAUCGAGUUUGAUUAUAGUUUCUACAUUUGCGUUCAAGACAGCCACAAUGAUUUUAUUCUUCUUGAUGUUAUGUAGCAUUCUCGUCACAUCGUAUAAAUCAUAUUCGAUUGGUUACAUUCCCACCAUGGAUGAGCAAUUGAUGCAUUUGGAUGAUAUUUACGAUUUGCCAUGGAAUAGAAUUGGCCCCUAUCUAAUAGGAGCGAUAACUGGCUAUUUGCUAGUUAAAAAAUUGAAAUUUCAACUCAUCCUUGGAAAGCUUCCAAAAGCGAUUUUAUGGAUAAUUUUUCCCUCGAUAAAUUUAUGGAUACUUUUUGCUCUUCAUACAAGGCAGCUAUCGGUGGAAUUUUCAGCAGUUUAUAUGGGAAUUUCUAGGACCCUCUGGGGUGUUGGAAUGGCAUGGUUUUUGAUAGCUUGUUGUACAGGAAAUGGAAUUACCCUGAACAAAUUCCUAUCCUUCCGUGGCUGGAUACCUUUAAGUAGGUUGACUUUUUGUGCGUAUCUGCUGAACCCUCUCGUAGCUAACGCCAUGUAUAUGGGGGCGGAGACCCCUAUGUAUGCAUCUAAAGCAGGAUUUGCUAUCAAUAUUUUGGGAGUGACCUUAUCGACGUUCUUUUGGGCCUUCGUUGUUUCGAUUUUUUUCGAAUCUCCUUUUAUUCUACUAACGAAAAUUUUACUUCGAAGGAGAGCGGAGAAACCUUCUAAAACUGAAAUUUCCACUAUCCCAGAGAAACCCUGAGCUGAUUCCCAAUUUUUAACUGUUAACUUCAAAGCUGUGAUGUAUUCUUGUGAGUUGAACUUCUAUAGUAGCUGUAGCUUUACCUAAUUUUAAAUAUUCAACUUUAGUCUGUAUAUUUUAUUUAUGUGAAAUAAAUAUAUUAGGUUUUUC
Coccinella septempunctata (seven-spotted ladybird) is the source of this 2419-nucleotide messenger RNA. Its product is annotated as nose resistant to fluoxetine protein 6-like. Bases 119 to 2269 code for a protein of 716 amino acids. The record is from RefSeq and is a predicted model, not a curated record. Gene Ontology annotation, molecular function: acyltransferase activity, transferring groups other than amino-acyl groups. The transcript is spliced from 12 exons. Lineage: Eukaryota; Metazoa; Arthropoda; Insecta; Coleoptera; Coccinellidae.